This is a messenger RNA of Rotaria sordida, 1359 nucleotides long. The record is from the annotation of a GenBank genome assembly. Lineage: Eukaryota; Metazoa; Rotifera; Eurotatoria; Philodinida; Philodinidae.
AUGACAUGUUCGCUCGUACAUCCAUCGUCGCCAACUGGGCACAAUCGUCGCAUUGAACUCGCUGGCAUUGAUCUAUGGGUUCGUGCCCGUACGGACAAAGUAUUCGCGUAUCCAUCUGAAUUGGAUAUUGAACGAUUCAAAAAUGCACUGAGUCGUACUCUCUCCUUAUGGCCUGCCAUUGCCGGUCGUUUUCUCUUGCUCGAUGGUGAUCAUUAUGUGAUCGAAAUGUCAGAUAAUCCAAUACCAAUGACUUAUGUUGAAAAUACUGAUCUAGCCACUUGGCCAACGCAUUUGAAUAUUGUUGCAGAAGUACAUGAAAAUCUACUUGAUCCAUUCAUUGACGGAGUACAAAUUAUCAAGUUAAUUUCUGAUUCUCAAGAUGAGCCUCUCCUUCGUUUGAAACUCACUCGUCUUGUGCAAAGCGGCGAAUGGAUCUUGGGAGUUAGUUGGGCACAUAUAGUGGGUGAUGCUGCUGCCCUUUUACAUUUCUUAAAUACUAUCUCACGUUUCUAUCAACAUUUGGAACCACUCGAUCCUUUGCCUGUCUUCGAACGACGUCUAUGGCACGAAGAUGAAGCCAAUCAAACUUUUCUACCAAUGAUGAAACAUUUGACACAUGCUGGGCCAUUACAGGAGAUGUUUCAACGUUAUAGCAGUUGGAAAGAUACUCAUGAACAACUUAAUUUGCGUUUCUCCGGUGAACAAUUAGAAAAGUUGCAUGCAUUAGCCGGUGGACACACUGUCACUAUUCAAGAUUCUCUCUCAGCCUAUCUUAUUCUAACAUUGAAUACUUAUUGUUAUCGAGAUGAUGAUCAACGACUUAUUCAACGUGCAAAUACCGUAGUCAAUUUUCGUGGUGUUUCCAACUCAAUUGCUCCAGUGGGACAUGUUUCCAAUGCGAUCUUUAUGAUGUUGUCCGAGAAUUUCGAUGAUCCAUUAUCUUUACAAAGUAUUGCGAAAACAAUUCGUCGCUCCAUUGUUCGAUCACGUGAUCCUCAACUUCUCGAGACUUGGUUGACUACAGCUGAUGGAUUAAUGAGAAAAAUAGUACAUGAAAAUCGGAUGGUUAACUGGAGACAAUUUCCGAAUGAAGUGAUCAUUAAUUCGAAUUUUCGAUAUGAUUGGGCAGCUCUGGUCGAUUUCGGCUACACGGAUAAAUGUCGCAUGUAUACAAUAUGGACGGGUCCAUUAUAUUUCCGUGUAUUUCGUCUCAACCCAGAGUUUAAUGGUCACGAAUGGUUGCCACGAGAUCGUAAUGGAGCUGAAGUUGCAUUUCGCAUCGAGAAUGACAUGAAAGAACGAUUUCUUAGCGCAUUGAAAAAAGACUUUGAGGAGAAUUUUGCUAAUGUCAAGCAAUAA